CAACCUCCUCUCCUGACCUAAUUGUGAAUUGUGUUGCGCCUUUAAAUACUGUUCUCUCUCUCUCUCGGACGUCCCUAGGAACCACCAAACCGGCCGACAACAGCCCGGUCCCAGCGAUGUUCGAAGCUUGAGCGCGUGCAACUCGUCGAAAGUGCCCCAUCCAGCAGCCAUACCCAAAGGUGGCCUUUCCACCCUUAGAAAAAGCGCGAUACUCAAGAAACCUCCUCCGUCUAAAUGGCUUCUCCUCCUUCACAGCCUGCCCAGGAUCCUCCUGCUCCUAUUGGCACCUCCACACACCCCGCGCUGCAACCCUCCAUCACCUCUGUCCCCGUCACCCCUGGCGUGCAUAUGGCCGGCCACUCUGCAUACAUUGAGCCUGAGGGCACUGCACACAGCACUAACCUGCCCUUUGACCCCGACACGGCCACACCAGGUCCCCAGUGGAACGCGAAUUCGUACUUUGCGCCAAAACACGAGGCACGCUCAAGCUCUCCAACCGAGGCUGCCGCUGGUGCUCGCACGGCAGAAGAGCUCCUACGACGUCUGAGCCUGAUACCGGACCCGCAAGUCAAGCAUGAUCUAGCAGACAUAGACCCGCGGGCAGCACAUCCUAAUUUGAAUCUCAGCGGAAGAGUUCUUAGCGCUACUUUCGCCGUGCCUUACAACAUUGGCUUCUCGCCAGGUAACGAGUGGGAGCUGAAAUCUCGCCGCGGAACCUCUGCCUUGUUUGACUCCUUCUCUUACCUAGCCUCGGCCUCGUCACCAUGGAAUCAUACUCUGGUUGGUUGGACAGGAGAAAUUCGUGGGCCUCCAACUCAGGAUGCCCCGCCAAGUAAAGCUUCCGCUCCCAUUCCUGUGGACCCUCGAUCAGUACCACCGCCACCCCCUCCUCCAGAAGGGCUUAAAAUCAGCCGCCAGGACAGAGAGCGCUUGGAGAAACAGCUUGAACGCGACCACGGCGGCAGAAUUGUUCCAGUGUGGCUCAUUGAUGAAAUAGAUGAAGAGAAAGAUGUAGCAAUCAUGAAAGACCAGUCCCGGUGGCGUCGAUAUGCCGAGCGCGAGCUCUACACACUCUUCCACUACAAAGUAAACGAGCCCGCCGACGGUCGCGCGGCACGGAAGUCGUGGGCCGAUUAUUACCGCAUGAACAAGCUCUUUGCAGACCGGAUCAUGGAGCUGUAUAAACCCGGUGAUAUAAUUGUCGUCCACGAUUACUAUCUUCUCCUUCUACCCAGCCUUCUCCGUCAGCGUCAAGCAAAUGUAUACGUCGGCUUCUUUCUCCAUGUCCCAUUCCCAAGUAGCGAAUUCUACCGCUGCCUCAGUAGGCGUAAAGAGAUUCUAGAAGGUGUCUUAGGUGCUAACAUGAUUGGGUUUCAAUCUUACAGCUACUCAAGGCAUUUUUCUUCGUGCUGUACGCGGAUCCUUGGCUUUGACUCUUCAUCUGCAGGCGUCGAUGCCUAUGGCGCUCACGUCGCAGUAGAUGUCUUCCCGAUUGGCAUCAAUGCCUCCUCUACGCAACAGCAAGCAUAUGGUGACCCAACUAUCGAAGAGAAGAUUAAGGCUAUCCGUGAUCUGUACGAAGGCAAGAAGAUCAUUGUUGGUAGAGACAGACUCGACUCCGUCCGAGGUGUGGUACAAAAACUCCAGGCUUUUGAAAUUUUCCUCGAGAAAUACCCUGAAUGGCACGAAAAGGUUGUCUUGAUCCAAGUCACCAGUCCAAGCAACGUCCAAGGUACCAAAGACGAAGACGAUGACAGCAAAAUCGUCAAUAAAAUCUCAGAAAUAAUGUCUAGAAUCAACGGUACCUACGGCUCUCUCAGCUAUUCUCCUGUUCAGCACUUCCCGCAAUACCUCUCUCGAGAAGAGUACUUUGCGCUGCUUCGCAUUGCUGAUGUUGGUCUCAUUACCAGCGUCCGAGACGGCAUGAACACAACCAGCCUUGAAUAUGUCAUUUGCCAGAGAGAAAACCGUGGUCCCCUCAUUCUGUCCGAAUUCUCAGGAACCGCCGGGUCGCUUAGUGGAGCUCUUCACAUCAACCCUUGGGAUCUUAGCGGCGUAGCGGAUGCUAUAAAUGAAGCGUUGACGAUGCCUCAAGACCAGCGCAAGGAGUCGCAUGAAAUGCUGUACAAGCAUGUCAUAGCGAACAACGUACAGGCGUGGACGAAUAACUUCCUCAAGAGACUUAUGACCAAUCUGUCCUCAUUUGACCAGUCAUUCGCGACUCCGUCAUUGGACAAAGCCAAGGUUCUCUCUCAAUAUCGGCAGGCAAAGAAGCGACUGUUCAUGUUUGAUUACGAUGGUACUUUGACUCCCAUUGUCAGAGAUCCACAAUCCGCCAUUCCCUCAGACCGGGUUAUCCGCACACUGAAAACACUGGCUGCAGACCCGAAUAAUUCUGUUUGGAUCAUCAGCGGUAGAGACCAGAAGUUCCUAGAUGAGUGGAUGGGCUCCAUUUCUGAGCUUGGUCUUAGUGCCGAGCACGGAAGCUUCAUGCGCCAUCCGCGAAGCGAUGACUGGGAAAACCUGACCGAGACAACAGACAUGAGCUGGCAGUCUGAAGUCAUGCACAUCUUCGAACACUACACUGAGCGGACGCCUGGAGCGCACAUUGAGCGGAAGAAAAUUGCCCUUACCUGGCAUUACCGGAGAGCCGACCCUGAGUUUGGUGCUUUCCAAGCUCGGGAAUGCCAGAAACACCUCGAGAAAACGGUUGCGAAGAAAUACGAUGUUGAAGUCAUGACAGGCAAGGCAAAUCUGGAGGUGCGACCACGGUUCGUGAAUAAGGGGGAAAUCGCGAAGAGACUGAUUCAAGACUACGGGGAGGGCGCGGGAGAGGCACCUGAAUUUGUACUUUGUCUCGGCGACGAUUUUACGGACGAAGACAUGUUCCGCUCUCUCCGACAGUCCGAGUUGCCCCAGGACCACGUUUUCUCGGUCACUGUCGGCGCCAGUUCGAAGCAAACGCUUGCGAGUUGGCACCUCGUGGAGCCGUCUGAUGUCAUUUCUGUCAUUUCUCUUCUCAACGGCUCCUCUGAUGCUGGAAAUGCGGGAGCGGUUGCCGUGGUCGAGGGGUCAGUCCUCGAAUCGAGACUAUAAAAGGAGAUGGCAAAUAGACAUGUCGAUAGGCGUGUGGGGAAGGUUGUCUGAGCAUUUCUGCAUGGAGCAUAUGGCGCGUUCUGUUUUACGUCCAAGGAAUUGGCCUGGAAUUCAAACACGAGCGCGACGGCGAAUACUGGGAAGGGGUUUCCUUUCUGUAAUUGUAAUUGACCCCGGGCUCUCAAAG
Molecule: messenger RNA, 3283 nt
Organism: Lindgomyces ingoldianus
Lineage: Eukaryota; Fungi; Ascomycota; Dothideomycetes; Pleosporales; Lindgomycetaceae
Exons: 4
Coding region: 235-3096 (953 amino acids)
Biological process (GO): trehalose biosynthetic process; cellular response to heat; fungal-type cell wall organization
Cellular component (GO): cytosol; alpha,alpha-trehalose-phosphate synthase complex (UDP-forming)
Molecular function (GO): catalytic activity
Source: RefSeq, a predicted model, not a curated record